CACGCCACCCAAAACAGGCUCGCGUAUCGUCGCUACCGGGCUGCCUUUUCAAGGUUAACCUACACGUAUAUACGAACGAACGAACGACAGCUAAGUGCCAAGGUGCCGAUUCAACGAACUACCCUUAUAACGAAACCCCCCUUCUUUAAUCAUUUAUCAACGCUUAACAACUAUUAAUCUAAUUAUUUAUUUUUCUUCUUUUUAUUUUUCUAUUUCUACUUUUUCUUCUGCUUCUUGUUAUCAUCGUUUAUAUAUCUUAUUUAUAUCACAUUUACAAUCGAACGCGAGUGAUUGAACUUAGCGCCCCACGGAAUACGAGUUUAUAGUUUCCCUAUGCGAACUUGUGUGUGUGGAAGCAGCAUCAAAGUUGGAGAACAGUGAGCAAGAACUUUGUGUACCCUCUGUGAUCUUCUUCUUCUUCUGCUUCUACUUCUACUUCUUUUUCUUUUUAUUCUUCUUCUGCACCGUAGACGUUAUUUCCCGUACGAUAAUCACGUAACUCGAAGCAAUUUCACACGGAUACCUGUAUCAGAAAUAGAACGGAAAUUCGUUGAACUGGAAUGGAGAGUGCGGAGUUCUUCUAUAACCAUCGGAAUCGCCGGAGUGAUGCGAUCAACGCGGGAAUGAAUCGAAGAUCCAAACCAAUGAGACCUCUUAGACGGACGAAGUUGCUACCAAGCCGGACAAUGACGCUUCUCUUAUCGUUGUUACUAGUAGCGUUUUCGCUACCAGUCGCACGACUAGAAUCAUCGAUUGGUUCGGUUAGCAACGGUGGUUCGGUAUCAAGUGGUGGUGGUUCAUCGUCAUCAUCGUCAGCAGUAUCUUCCUCGGCCUCUUCGUCAUCUUCAUCUUCUUCGUCAAUCGGAGUUGCUUCCGGUGGGAGUUCAGCUUCCGGUGGGAUAGUUGGAGCUGGUAACAGCGUCAUCGGUGGAGGAAUUAGCGGCAGCGGCGGCGGCGGCGGCGGGGGUGGAGGUGGUGGUGGUAGUCAUAGUCACUCUGGACUUGGAAGUAGUAGUGGUGGAAAUUCUGGGAACGGAAAUGGCCGUUGCGAGGAGAUAACGAUACCAAUGUGCCGUGGAAUCGGGUAUAAUUUAACAGCCAUGCCAAAUGAGUUAAAUCACGAUACUCAAGAGGAAGCUGGCUUGGAGGUUCAUCAAUUUUGGCCAUUAGUCGAGAUCAAAUGUUCUCCAGAUUUAAAGUUCUUUCUUUGCUCAAUGUAUACGCCAAUAUGUUUACCCGAGUAUACCAAACCAUUACCAGCUUGUAAAAGCGUAUGCGAAAGAGCACGAGCAGGUUGUGCACCGUUGAUGCAGCAAUACGGCUUUUCUUGGCCGGAAAGAAUGGCAUGCGAGAGAUUACCGAAUUACGGAGAUCCAGAUAAUCUUUGCAUGGAUCAAAAUAAUCGUACGAGUAACGGUGCUGGAUCUGGAAGCGGAAGUGGUAGUGGUUCGGCAAGCAACGCACCAAUGCCUGCUGCAGCAGCACCACCAAGACCAACGCGACCAUCUAAGGCAAUGCAACCGCCUCGUUGUAAGCCGGGAAAAAAUCAAAAAAACUGCCAGCACCCCCCGGGGGAAAGGACGAGAGAUUGCUUUUGCAGAUGCAGAGCACCUCUCGUGCCUCUGGGGGUGGGAACAGGCACGGCGAUACCCGGCCAGAUAAGCGGAAGCAACACCGGGGGAGCUGGCCUGGCCGGCAUGGCCGUAAGUGGAGUCAUUCCGGCACCACCGCAGGCGGACAACGGUCGGAUCACCAUUCAGGAAAUUGCAGGGGUAACCAAUUGCGCCCUUCCGUGCCACGGAGCGUUUCUCACCCCCGAAGAGCGAGGGUUCGCGGCCGUGUGGCUCGGCCUGUGGAGCGGCCUGUGCGCCGCAAGCACUCUCACGACCGUCACCACGUUCCUGAUCGACACCCAGCGCUUCAAGUAUCCUGAGAGACCGAUAGUCUUCCUCUCGGCGUGUUACUUCGUCGUGUCGCUCGGUUAUCUGUCGAAGAACGUGUUGGGACACGAGGAGAUAGCGUGCGACGGUCCAGCGCUGAGAACGGGAGCACAGGGGCCGGGCUCUUGCGUGACGGUCUUCCUAAUGAUAUACUUCUUCGGAAUGGCGUCCUCGGUAUGGUGGGUCAUACUGGCGUUCACGUGGUUCCUCGCGGCCGGUCUGAAGUGGGGCAACGAAGCUAUAGCAUCUUAUUCCCAGUACUUCCAUCUGGCAGCUUGGCUAGCUCCGACAAUUCAAACGGUCUGGGCUUACAUUUCGGGCGGGGUGGCUGGGGAUCCAGUGGCAGGAGUUUGCGUGGUAGCACCGGAAGGCGUGAGCACGUUCAUCCUAGCGCCUCUCUUCGUUUACCUAUUACUGGGAACGAGCUUUCUAUUAGCCGGAUUCGUAAGUCUGUUCAGAAUCCGUUCGGUGAUAAAACGACAGCCCGGGGCAAAAGCGGACAAGCUAGAAAAAUUGAUGAUACGCAUAGGCGUGUUCAGCGUUCUAUACACGCUACCGGCCGGCUUGGUUCUCGCAUGUCACAUUUACGAGUCCGUUCUACGGGACGAUUGGCUGAAGUCUCUGGCCUGUCCAUGCGCUCCCCGAGCAAGGCCACUGUACUCCGUCCUCAUGCUAAAGUACUUCAUGGCCCUCGCGGUCGGCAUAACAUCGGGCGUAUGGAUCUGGAGCGGCAAAACUCUCGACAGUUGGCGACGACUAUGGAGGCGUCUCUUCGGAGGCGGGAGUGGCGCAGGCGUUUACGGAGGCGGUGGCGCCGGUAUGGUAGCUGGCGUGACAGGCGUGAGCGGAGGAAUAGGCAGCGCAAGCAUGAAGGGCGUCGUAGGUCGUGUCGCCAUGCCAUACCCGGCGGCACCAGGACCUGGUAGCGCACUUUUGCCACCUGGCAGCGUAGCUAGCGCGUCUCAGCAUCAUCUCCAUCAUCACGUACUCAAGCAACCUCCUCUUUCGCACGUAUGACGUCACCAGUCGGCGGGAGGCGACAUGAGCACCGCCGGCUGCGAGCAGCCGCAGCAGCAAUCCCAGCAGCAGCAGCAACAACAGCAACAACAACAGCAACAACAACAACAGCAAUCGCAAUCGCAACAAUCGGUGCAGCAACAGGAGAGGCCUUCCGCCCUUAGCAACUACGGGCCCAUUUAGCCCUUCGCCUCGGCCUCGCGCAGGCACACGCCGCACACGCCGCAUACGGCACCGCACACGGCACCGCACACGCCGCAUUCAGCGGCUACGAUAUAUUCGAGAAGGUCUCUUGCCUCAACGACUGGACCUCUUACGCCGGCACACGGUCUUGCGCCAUCUUACUCGCAGGCAACUGAAGUUUGAGGCAUGUCGAUGAAACCGAGUAUCAUUGGGAUUACUUGCCAAUCUCUCAAUUGAUCUUACUCGGUUAUCCCCAUACACUGUCAUUACAAAAAUUUACUCAUAAAACAUACACUCAUAACAUAUACAUCUACAUCCACAUCUAACAUACGUAACAUUGAACAAUUCACAUAUACGUAAGACAUCAAACACGCACACACGUACAUAGGAUUUACCCGAUAUACGUAUUAGCCCGUACGUGUCUUCCCCGUGGAUUAGUUUCAGAGUUUACGCGUUCUUUCGUCACCUCGGGAGGAAUAAUUUCGAGCGACGCCUAACACGAUGAUCAGCGCGAAAGGACACGCUCUUUUCUAAUCUUCGGGCCGUGAAAGAGAUAAAAAAGGGAUAGGGAGAGAAAGGGACACUGACGGAUAGAGAGAGAAAGACGGGAAACCUGAGAGAGACAGAGAGAGAGAGAGAGAGAGAGAGUCAGAAUUUAGAAAAAGAGUCCAUGAUUUGUUAGCCCCCGUUAAGGCUCCAAAAAUGCAAUUUUGUAUGUGUGAGUAUACGUAUGUAUGUUCGAUAGAGUGUUCGUAUGUGUCUAACAAUAAGUACGUAUGCACGUAUGUAUGUGUCAUUGUAAAUGAAUGGCUAGUACGAAUGUUUUAAUCCUCUUUUCUCUCUCGUUUGUUCUCUCUCUCUCUCUCUCUUAUUCUCUCUUUCUCUCUCUUUCUCUCUUUUUAUUUUUUUCUCUCCUUCCCUCUGUUUUCUCUAUGAAACAUCUUGAAACUCCGGCUCUUUUCUUACUUUCUUAUUAUGCUAACGUAGCGGAGCUCGUAAGGCUCGCAUGUCCGUCUAACGUGUAUCGUCUCGUCUAUUUAUCUAACUCUUAGCUCGUAACGAUUAGGUGUAUAACGCGAUUUUUUCUAGAAAAUACGUACCGUCAUUUAUUUGGUAUCAUAGUCUGUUCUUUCUCCUAUCUCUUUUAUUUUUUUUCUGACGAAAGAAGAAAAACAACAAAAAGAGAUAUAAGGUAAUGUAAUAGGGUUGAUUUAAAAAAAAAAUGAAUAACCCAAGAGAACAUAAAAGUAACAGCUGUGUUUUGUAGCCGUUUAUGUGAAAGUAAAAUACAUAAUAAAUAAUUCAUAUAUGAUAUACAUGUUUUUAAGAACAGACUAUGACUGCCAUAAAAGAAAUCGUAGCUGGGUAUGAAGAAGAAGAAGAAGAAGAUUAUGAUGAUGAUCAUGAUGAUAAUGAUGAUGAUGAUGAUGAUG
Messenger RNA from Polistes dominula (European paper wasp), 4573 nucleotides. RefSeq names its product frizzled 2 (gene fz2). Gene Ontology annotation, cellular component: plasma membrane. NCBI's taxonomy places the organism in Eukaryota, Metazoa, Arthropoda, Insecta, Hymenoptera, Vespidae. Gene Ontology annotation, biological process: canonical Wnt signaling pathway; non-canonical Wnt signaling pathway. The record is from RefSeq and is a predicted model, not a curated record. Gene Ontology annotation, molecular function: Wnt-protein binding; Wnt receptor activity.